AUGGAUGUCUCACCGUCGACAUCGUCAAUGGCGGACGAGAUCAUCGCUGCCGAUGUCCUGUCGUCGCUUCUGAAUCCAUGUGAAUCGCCGAAUGACGGCAAGAAAAAGCAUCAGAAAAGCACGAAAGCAUGCAAGAAGUCGUCAGAGAUUUGGGAUCAUUAUCGUCUGUUGAACGAGAACCAGAAUGUCGAGUGUGUGUAUUGCUGGAAAGUACUGAAGCGUGGCGAUAGCAGCACAAAAAGCAUGUGGGGCCAUAUGACGGCAUUUCAUCAGGAUGUACUAGACGAUAAACAGAGCAGAAAAAAACUUCGAGUGAUGGCUGUCGAGCCGCUGGAGAGGAAAAAAUUCUCAGCAGGAGACGGUGAUACGCCUACACAACCAUAUGUGAAGCGGGCUCGAGCCGGUGGCAACAGCCAGGCGGCUCCUCCAUCCGACAGCGUUGCAUUGGCCUUCCAGCAACUGCAGUCAGCGAGUCAGCUUAGUAAUCCGUUCAAUUUUCUGGAGAAUCUACCAAAAUCCAGCGAAGUGAUUAAUAUAUCGGCCGGUUAUCCGGUGGAAGACGAGGAGCAAGAAAACGCCCACGAGGAGAUACAGGCCGGCUCGUCAGGCGGUUCACUAGCAGGUGAUGCUGCGUCUCCGCUUCACGAAGAUGCGGCAACCAGCGGCGGAAGUCCAUCAGUGACUUCUACCAAUCACCUUAGCGCAUUCAUGAACAUGGCCACCAAUCCGCUUAUGUGGAACGCAAUGUUGGUGAAUACGUCUACACAUGGUUCAGCAUUUUCGCUAAACGAUGGUCAGUGUGUGUCGAUGUUGAUGAAGAUGGCGCUCGAUUUAGAUCUCACACUUUCUUAUCACAAGCGAAGAGGUGACAUAGAAUUAUGUUUCGAGAGCAACCGAACUGCCGAGAAAAGUGGUGGCCGGGGCAAAGUUCUCUGUUUAUCUGAUAUGGGCAGAGAGAUAAGGGUGAUUGAGAGAGUGAACGGUACACCGACGGACACUGAAAUGUGGACGAAAACCGAUUUCAACCAAUUUCACUGGGCAAUUCGUGGCAAAUGUCAGAAAGUCUUGGUGAAAGGUUAG
Molecule: messenger RNA, 1080 nt
Organism: Angiostrongylus costaricensis
Lineage: Eukaryota; Metazoa; Nematoda; Chromadorea; Rhabditida; Metastrongylidae
Source: the annotation of a GenBank genome assembly